CGGGGCUCGAUGGAGCCGCAACCACCUGAAAUUUUCCUCUCAUUUUUUCAUUUCUGAGGCGGGGCUCAGUCAGCGCCUGACCUGACGUGAUUUGACAGCCAGGACAGCACGGACACACCCGCUUCGUCCAAACCUCGUCCCCUAGACCUCGUCCCCUCCACAAGGCCCGCCAGUCAUGAGCUCGUCUGAUGGCAAGUCUGGUACGCCCAGGCGGGGGGCGUUUGCGAGGCAGAGCUGGGCUGGGCUGGCUGGGUGACAGGCUGACAGGCUGACUGGCUGAGCAGCACAGAGCCCAGCUACCACAGCUGAACACGCCCGUGCCCUCGAUGCCCGCGAUUCCCCUCGAGUUCGACACGGGCAUCCCUGGCCCACGAGGCGACGGCCUUAGCCAGCCUCUCGGGUACAUCGCUCGCUCACUCGUUCGCUCCUUCGCUCCUUUGCCUCGCCAGCCCGCCAGCCCGCCAGCCCGCCAGCCCGCCAGGCCCUUCACCGCAGAACGAAGCCCACAUGUGCAGCCCAGCCCAGCCCAGCCCAGCCCAGCAUGUGCCGAGGAAAGGGGGGAGAUUGAAAUGUCGCCCACCUGCCCGGCCAAGCCUUCCAGCCCCCACGCCGACCGUCAGCUACCCACAGCUCGGGCGCUCGAGGGCCCCAGCGCCCCACGACGGCGGUGGCAGGUGGGCCGGCAGGUGGGCCGGCAGCCUCGUGUGCCACCACAUGCCACAUGGGUGGUGGAGCCCUCAGUUCCCGAUCAGGGUCACCGCGCCUCUCGAUGCCCGUCGUGACGAGUCGAUCAGAGCGCGCAUAGGGCACUCGCCCCGCCUCGCCAGGAGUCAUGCAACUGGUCGUGGCCGCGCCAGAGUGUCGAUGGUGGGACUGCAGGAGUAGCACACUAAUGAGGGGCAAGGAAACGAACUGCCGCUGCUGCGCGAUGCUGCUAUAGCCCAUAGUGCAAUGUCGAAACAAUUAGUGGGCCUGGGGAAGAGUCCCACAGCCAAGGCUAAGGGCCAAGGCAGAGAGCCACCUCGGGGCUGCUCGGGCGACCGCAGUGGACGACUUGUCCGGACUGCUCGCGGACCACACCGAGCCAUCGUGACAACGUCGCUUGUUGCGUUGCCUUCACAACCCAGGCAAAGAUCUCGUCACACAGUCCUGUGUAGGCACAACGUCUCGGCCCGCGGCUUUGGUCGUCACAGAUCUCACAUGAGCCGGGCGGCUAGUUCUCGGGAAAUAAUAAGCAUACAUUGAUUUGGAAGUCCCAUGCUAGCUUCACGCGCGGAACAGCCACACGGCUUGAACUCUAGCACGGCAGAGGGCGGAAAAGGUUCAUGGUGGUGACAAGGGAUCUCCACGGCCAGCCAGCGCUCACCUUGGGCUCGACUUCAUCGCCGUAUGGGACUCUGUGAUGAAACCACAAACAACAGACUUUACACAGUACCUAUGCGAGCCCGCCCUCGGCUCCUCGCGAUAGGCCGGUGAGGGCCCUGGCCACCGAGGAGAGCGAGGUUGCACCUGUUUCAGGACCCCUGGUGCCAAAGGUCAAUAAGGUUCACCCCUGGAGCCGCGCCUAAGCCGACAUGUCCGUCCGUUGUCGAAUGAACGGUCUUGGCUCAUAAGAAACGAAAUCGAAACUUUACUACCCAUCGCCUAUUCCUCCUUGAGCGGCCAGUGCCAGGCAUACUCUGAUGGGUUGCCGUAAGCGACUUCGUCGGACGUCAAAGUCUGAGGGUAUACAUCCCUCCAUCUCCAUAGUGCUGCUGCUAAUGCUGCUUAACAUCCUGCCUCUGUCCGUCCCACUUGGGCACUCAAUACAACCAUACCGAGAUACUGGCAGAAAACGUUCACUAGCUUUCGGGUCGAGGCUGCCGACUCGACAAGGUUCAGCGGCCACACUCAGCCAGCCUGCAAGUCAUCAUCUUGCUUAAAAUGAAGUAAAAGCCCAACUUCUCUUCUCCGGCCAAUCCUGUCCUGUCCACCAACAACACACCGAAUGACCACAGGCGCGUGAUCCCCAUACAAAUCACCCGGUGGUUCUCACCACCCCCUCACUCGACUGUCCCCAUACCAGCACGCCUCAUUGAAGGCGAGGAAACGAACAGCCCAGCAUGGCCAAGGGACUCGAGAUGACCAACACGGAGCGGGCUCUGUUCGACUGGGAGUCGACCGUCGACAGCAUCAACAAGGAAUCCAUCGCAGGCCCUUCGCAGGCGGAGACGUCUUCUUCCACUCGCUCAAAGCGUCAGUCCAUGGACAUCGCCGGCAGUGUCUACCUGAUCGCUUCCGACGGCCGCCUGCUCAGUCUGCCCAUCCCGAGCCAGUCUCCCUCCGACCCUCUCAACUUUGAGAAGAGGCGACGGCUGUUUAUCUUUCUGGCCUUGAUGAUCCACUCCUCCGUCUGCAUGUUCUCUAUUCAGUCCCCUGGGAAUUUAUACGCCGCCUUCCUCAACAACUUCACCAAGGAGGAUAUGGCUCCGUUCUCAGUCGAGACCCUCUCCGGUAGCCCUACACUGAUGAUGGGACUGAGCUUCUUCUUCUGGAUCCCAUGCUCGGUGGCUUUCGGCAGGCGACCGCUCAUCAUCCUGUCCACUAUUCUCAUGUCCAUCGGGACCUUGUGGGCUGGCUUUACCAACAACUACCACCAGCUGCUCGGGGGCAUAUGCCUCACGGGCCUGGCCGGCGGUGCCACCCUCAGCGUCUCAAUACUUCAAAUCAUCGACCUGACAUUCAUCCAUGAACGUCCAUUCGCCAUCGCCACCUUCUGGUGCGUAGGCGGCGGCCUGCCACUGGUCCUCCUCGCCAACAUGCCCCUGAUGGUCGACGUCAAGACGGACUUCCACAGCGUGUACAGGGGCCUCGCCAUACCCAGCAUAAUCAUGCUCUUUGUCAUCUUCUUCUUCGUCCCGGAGACAUACUUCCUCCGCCCGCCCGUCGCCUUCGACGGCCGCGUCCUGGUCCAGAGCGGCACGGAAAAGGUCAGGAUGUACGAGGAGUGGUGGGACGUCCCCGGCGGCGACAACCGCUCCAUCCAGGCCAUGGAGAGCGGCCUCCCGAGCCUGGACGACCUUCCUGUGCACACCUGGCGCGUGACCCCGCUGCGCAUCUGGAAGCGGUCCAUCUGCGAGCCCCGCGCCGCCGCCGCCAGCUUCGUCCAGAUCUUCCUCUGCGUCGCCAACCCCCUCGUCUUCUGGGUCACCCUGCUCAACGCCAUCAACUUUGCGGGCAUGAUGUCCAUCGGCAUGGGGUUCCCCGUCCGCAUGGCCGAGGCCCCCUACUUCCUCCCGCCCCAGGCCGUCUCCCGCGUCAACUUCACCGCCGCCGCCGGCAGCUUCCUCGCCCUCCCGGCGUCGUGCUACCUGCUCAACAACGUCAUGAAGCGCCUGACCCUGCGGAACAAGGGCAUCCGCCACGCCGAGUUCUACCUGCCCGCCUUCGUCCUCCCCAUCGUCAGCGGCGCCCUCAGCGUCUUCAUCUACGGCUUCGCGGCCGCCGACAAUUGGCACCCGGCCUGGUACCACGUCGCCUACGGCCUCAACGCCUUCAGCUAUGCCUCCGCCAGCGUCGUCAACACCAUCUGGGUCGUCGAGUCCCUGCCGCAGUGGGCCGCCGCCGGCAUCGCCGUCGUCGGCGGCAUCAGCUACGUCGCCAGCUACGGCAUCACCGCCGUGCUCCCCAUGUGGAACGCCGCCGCCGGCUACGUCGCCGUCAACUCUGCCAUCGGCAUCGCCAUCAUCAGCGUCGGCCUCUUCGCGAUCCCGAUUGCCUUUUGGGGCAAGAGCGUGCGCCAGUUCAUCAACGGGCGGUUCUCUGCCUACGAGGGCGGCGCCGUGAGGCCGCAGUGAGUGUGUACAUGAGACUCAAAGAAGGAAGUCCACACAAAGAUAUCUACAGCGGCUCCAGGGGAGGCAGGCGCGCAGAUAAGGAGGAUAGAGAUCGAUUCAUUUCUCCUCUUCUGUCAAGGUUAUACAGAACAAACUGGGAACAGGGGACAGGACUGGGCCGGGAGGUUUCAAACAAUUUGUCAAAUGGGAAUUUCUUUUUUUAUCAGCGAUGGAAAAACCUGGCCAGGUGUAUCCUGUGGUGUUGGGGCUGGGAGGGUGGAAUUGGUUUCCUAUGUAAUAACCUACCUACCUACCUACUUUACUUACCUUACUACUACUACAACAACAAUAAGCUUCA
Molecule: messenger RNA, 4173 nt
Organism: Diaporthe batatas
Lineage: Eukaryota; Fungi; Ascomycota; Sordariomycetes; Diaporthales; Diaporthaceae
Exons: 3
Coding region: 2103-3836 (577 amino acids)
Biological process (GO): transmembrane transport
Molecular function (GO): transmembrane transporter activity
Source: RefSeq, a predicted model, not a curated record